AUGGACGGAGCUCAUGAAAUGCUACCCGUCAAAACGGCGGCAGUGAAUGUGCAGGAGGAGAAGAGGUCGUAUGGUGCGACGGCCUACACUGGUCAAAGAACGGAGGGCACCAGGAAUACAGCAACCAGGGUUCGAAGAAUCUUCAGCUUCGCCCAGAUCUUUUUCUUCGCGCUCAGUUAUAUGUCGUCUUGGGAGGCCAUCGCAUCAAAUAUUGCCUUCAUCUUCUGGAAUGGAGGCCCGCGAUCCGCUGCAUGGGGGUAUGUCAUUGUCAUAACAGGAGUGUUAUGCCAGGUAGCAUCCAUGGCCGAAAUGUCCUCGGUCCAGCCAAUCGCUGGGGCGCAAUAUCAUUGGACUCAUUACCUGGCCCCUCCCUCCCAAAGACGAUUCAUCACUUGGAUCCAAGGCUGGAUCACCUGGUUCUCCUGGAUAUCUCUGUUGGCUGGUGUUGUGAACAUUGCCGCCAACAUGAUUCAAACCCUGGCCAUCGCCAAUUAUCCCAGCUAUGUCCCAGAGAAUUGGCACGUCGUUCUGAUCAUGUAUGCGUUGCUCAUUGUCAUGGGCUUGCUCAACAUGUACGCCUUCUGGAUCAUCCCCUGGGUGGAAUUGGUCGCAGGUCUGCUGCACAUCAUUCUCUGGAUCGUUUUUGUUUCAGUCUUGGUGACUCUUGCGCCUCGACAUACGGCCGAUUUCGUCUUUUUGGAAAAGUCAGCCCUGUCGGGAUGGACCAACGAAUAUGUCUCGUUUAAUCUGGGUAUGCUGACGAUUACUUGGGGCUUCGUCGGCUUUGAUGGCGCCGUCCACAUGUCCGAAGAAGUCCGAAAAGCCCGCCAUGCCGUCCCGAGGGCCAUGUUCUGGAGUAUCGUCAUGAACGGUGCCCUGGCGUACGGAAUGGUUCUGGUCUUCCUGUUCUGCGCCGGGAAAGUGGACGACCUCAUUAAUUCUUCGUAUCCUCUCCUCACAAUCUGCGUAGUGGCCACGGGAUCCUUAAGAGCAGGCUCGGCCAUGGUCGGAGGACUCUUGAUUGUCAAUAUCGCUUGCGCGUUGGGCAGUGUGGCCUCCGCUUCUCGACUGACGUGGGCUUGGUCUCGUGAUGGUGCAUUGCCGGCCUAUUUCUCCUACAUCGACCCCCGGCACCGGGUUCCUGUCCGUUCCGUGUGGUUGCCAAUCUUCAUUGUCAAGUUGUUGUCCCUCCUCAACAUUGCCAACUAUACGGCAUUCAGCGUCAUUAUCGCCCUGUCCACCUUUGGCCUCUACCAAUCCUACCUCUUAGCCAUCGCCUGCAUGCUGUAUGCCCGAUUCCAAGGACGAAUCGAACAUGGUGAAUGGUCAUUAGGCCGAUGGGGAAUUCCAAUCAACAUUUUCGCCAUCAUCUACUCGGCAUACGUCAUGGUCUUCCUGGUCUUCCCAUCAUUCCUCCCGGUAGACGCCAACACCAUGAACUACGCUCUCCCCAUCAAUGUCUUCGUCCUCUUGAUUUCUCUGGUGUGGUGGUUCGUCUGGGGACAGAGGUACUGGAGAGGUCUCAACAAGGAAGUUGUGGAUGCUGUGGUGGCUGACUCAGAUCGUAACACUAAGGAUUAA
Molecule: messenger RNA, 1581 nt
Organism: Rhinocladiella mackenziei CBS 650.93
Lineage: Eukaryota; Fungi; Ascomycota; Eurotiomycetes; Chaetothyriales; Herpotrichiellaceae
Exons: 4
Coding region: 1-1581 (526 amino acids)
Biological process (GO): transmembrane transport
Cellular component (GO): membrane
Molecular function (GO): transmembrane transporter activity
Source: RefSeq, a predicted model, not a curated record